Molecule: messenger RNA, 1296 nt
Organism: Exaiptasia diaphana
Lineage: Eukaryota; Metazoa; Cnidaria; Anthozoa; Actiniaria; Aiptasiidae
Product: serine/threonine-protein kinase PLK4-like
Exons: 7
Source: RefSeq, a predicted model, not a curated record
AUGAACAUACAUCUAAUAUUUGUUAUAAUUAUUUUUUUAUUGCAUAYUAGACAUAUUUCACCAGAGGCUAAAGAUCUGAUUGGAAGGUUAUUAAAAAAGAAUCCUGAUCACAGAAUAACAUUGUCAGGUAUCUUGGACCAUCCAUUUAUGCAGCCACAAUGUUUAUCAUCUCCUUCAAAACACCAUUCUUCAUACAGGUCAUUUGAGAAAUCUGUCGACAGUGGUAAAGGUACAAUGGCGACAAUGUCAACAAGUACUGGAAGGUCAUCAUGGUCCAGUGCCACACCAUUUACAAAGUCAACAGAGACUGGGUAUCACCAUAGUCGUACAACAGAUAAUGGUUGGUCAAGAGAUCGAGGAGCUCCACCAUCACCUCCUGUUAGACAGAGGGCAAGCUCUUGUCCAAGUACUGAAAAUGUGCACACAAGUGUGAAUCAACAUCAUCUGCGCGGUACGGAGAUGGCCAGUCUGACGUCUUUGAAUAAGAUGAAACCAACAACCUCAGACAUGUGGCUGUCAGAUAUUUCAACAUCUGCAACAUUUCCAAUGAAGAAAUUACAGGAGCCRCUCAUUGGUGUGGUUAGUGGAAAGACCAGUGGACUGCAGAAUAAAUUCAAAUCCUACAAUGCCAGCAAGUACAGCAGUUAUUAUAAUAAUAACUCUUUGGGUGAUAAGGAAAAACAAUCAGCUUUGGAGUCAAACAGCAGUGGCUUUCACAGUGCUGGAAAUCCAAGACUUAAUACUGAAAAUAAGUCAAGAUUAAGUGAUUACAAUAACAACCAAAUUACAGAAAACCAAAACAACAGAAAUCAAACAAUUUCCCAACAUAAACGGCAUGGCAGUGAUAGUGUUAGUAGAGAUUUUGAUUUGCCAGAGAAGAGAARCAGUCCAAGUGAGAAGAAAAACAGUAAAGGAAGAAAAGAGCACAAAUCUAAAAGUGAAUCUAAAGGAAAAUGUCUUGGUAAUGUCACUGAACCUUUGAAUGCACAGCGUCUACGACCAAUACGCCAGAAAACAAGAAAUGCCGUAGUAAGCAUUCUAGAAGAUUGUGAGGUGUGUUUGGAAUUGAUAUCCCAGGAUGGUAACCAAGAUGUAGUUGUUGAGGUGUUGAGAAUUUCUCCAAAUGGAAUGAAGAUUUCYGUUUGCCAUCCAAAUGGGAAACAUGGAAUUCCACUGUCUUCAGAGCCAUCAGAAAUACCACAUAACUCCGAUGGACAGUAUCUAUUCUCUAAUUUACCAUCAAAAUACUGGAAAAAGUACAAAUAUGCUGUGAAUUUUGUAAACUUGGUCCGUAAA